AGAAACCUUAUGAAAGUAGUGAAUGUAUGGAGGCCUUCAGGAGUAAGACAGUACUUCAUGUGCACCAGAGAAUCCACACUAGGAAGAUGCUUUAUGAAUGUAAGCAGUGUGGGAAGGCUUUUCCCUGCAACUCAGCACUUAUUCGACACCAAAGUAUUCAUACUGGAGAGAAACCUUACAAAUGUAGUGAAUGUGGGAAGGCCUUCGGGAUUAAGACAAAACUUAGUGAACAUCAGAAAAUUCAUAUUAAAGACAAUUCUUUUUGAAUGUAAGGAAUAUGGGAAAGCUU
This is a messenger RNA of Phascolarctos cinereus (koala), 289 nucleotides long. NCBI's taxonomy places the organism in Eukaryota, Metazoa, Chordata, Mammalia, Diprotodontia, Phascolarctidae. The record is from RefSeq and is a predicted model, not a curated record.